AUGGGCCGCAAGGAAAGCGAUGCGUUCGGCGAGCUCGAGGUCCCCAGCGACCGCUACUGGGGCGCGCAGACGGAGCGCUCGCUGAGCAACUUCAAGAUCAACCAGCCGCAGGACCGCAUGCCACCACCCAUUGUGCGUGCCUUUGGCAUCCUCAAGGGCGCCGCGGCGACGGUCAACAUGAAGUUUGGGCUGGACCCCAAGCUGGGCAAGGCCAUUCAGCAGGCCGCGGCCGAGGUGGCCUCCCUCAAGCUGGUCGACCACUUCCCUCUGGUUGUCUGGCAGACGGGUUCCGGCACGCAGUCCAACAUGAACGCCAACGAGGUCAUCUCCAACCGUGCCAUUGAGAUCUUGGGCGGCGAGAUGGGCAGCAAGAAGCCUGUGCACCCCAACGACCACGUCAACAUGUCCGCUUCAUCCAACGAUACCUUCCCUACCGUCAUGCACAUUGCCGCCGUGCUGGAGUUCGAGGAAGCCCUUCUCCCGGCCCUGAGGGAGCUCAAGAAUGCGCUGCAAAAGAAGGCCGACGAGUUUGAGCAGAUUAUCAAGAUUGGCCGGACACAUUUGCAGGACGCUACACCUUUGACUCUGGGGCAGGAGUUCUCCGGAUACGUCACUCAAUUGGAGUAUGGCAUUGAGCGUGUACAGUCUGCUCUGCCACGUCUUCGAUUCCUGGCACAGGGUGGAACUGCGGUCGGUACCGGCUUGAACACCUUCAAGGGUUUCGCCGAGGACAUUGCGACUGAGGUCACCAAGAUGACCGGCCACGAGUUCAAGACUGCUCCCAACAAGUUCGAGGCUCUGGCUGCACACGAUGCCAUUGUAGAGGCUCACGGUCAGCUCAACACCCUUGCUGUAUCACUCUACAAAAUCGCCCAGGACAUUCGCUUCCUUGGCUCCGGCCCACGCUGCGGUCUUGGAGAACUUAACCUCCCUGAGAACGAGCCCGGUUCUUCCAUCAUGCCCGGCAAAGUCAACCCCACUCAAUGUGAAAGCAUGACCAUGCUCUGCGCCCAGGUCUUUGGCAACCAAGCCGCAGUCACCUUCGCCGGCUCUCAGGGUAACUUUGAGUUGAACGUCUUCAAGCCCGUCAUGAUCGCCAACCUACUCCACUCCUGCCGUCUCCUCACCGACGGCAUGAACUCCUUCCGCGAGAACCUCGUGGUUGGUCUCGAGGCCAACGAGGCCAAGAUUUCCUCCAUCCUCAAGGAGAGUUUGAUGUUGGUCACCUGCUUGAACCCCGUCAUCGGGUACGACAUGGCUUCCAAGGUCGCCAAGAAUGCUCACAAGAAGGGCAUCACGCUCAAGGAGAGUGCCAUGGAGCUCGAGGCUCUCAGCUCGGAGAAGUUCGACGAGAUUGUUCGGCCGGAGUUGAUGAUUGCUCCCAAGGAGAAGAAGUAG
Messenger RNA from Ramularia collo-cygni, 1398 nucleotides. Its product is annotated as probable FUM1-fumarate hydratase. Gene Ontology annotation, biological process: tricarboxylic acid cycle; fumarate metabolic process; malate metabolic process. The record is from RefSeq and is a predicted model, not a curated record. Gene Ontology annotation, cellular component: tricarboxylic acid cycle heteromeric enzyme complex; mitochondrion. Gene Ontology annotation, molecular function: fumarate hydratase activity. Bases 1 to 1398 code for a protein of 465 amino acids. NCBI's taxonomy places the organism in Eukaryota, Fungi, Ascomycota, Dothideomycetes, Mycosphaerellales, Mycosphaerellaceae. The transcript has a single exon.